Malurus melanocephalus (red-backed fairy wren) is the source of this 7090-nucleotide messenger RNA. It is a transcript of the gene MIPOL1, whose product is annotated as mirror-image polydactyly 1. The transcript is spliced from 12 exons. NCBI's taxonomy places the organism in Eukaryota, Metazoa, Chordata, Aves, Passeriformes, Maluridae. Bases 146 to 1495 code for a protein of 449 amino acids. The record is from RefSeq and is a predicted model, not a curated record.
CCUCUAUAUUUUCAGCUAAUCCAAAAGUAAAUGAGGAACUUAGAAAAAGAUUGCCAACUUCAAAUCAACACAGUUACACAGAAUUGAAGAAGAAGCAUACAGCUUCAUUUGAGGGAUUCUUGUAAGGGACUUGGUGUUCUGCAAUAUGAGCUCUGAAACAUUCAAGCAGAAGCUGGACUCUGUGCCAGAUCAAACAAGUUCAGAAGAACAAAUGGAGAACUGGUCAAAAGAAACAUGCAUCUCGGAUCAGAAAAAAGAAGACUUUUGUGCUGAGCUUCAUUUUUGUAAGAAUUCUCAAAAACUCACUGAAUAUUUUAUCCAGGCAGAAACUGAAGCACCGAAACUUUCAGAUUUGCUAGUAACCAGUCAAAGAGGAGGAGUCCUAAGUGAUUGUAAUUCUGGUUCUAAAGAAUCAAGCACUGUAGAAAGAGAGGCUUGCAGGACACUCCCUGAAUUUAUAUCCUCAUGGAAAUAUGCUGAAGAUUUAGGUGGAAAAACAGAAACUUCAUUCCUUUUAAAAGAAUUGGACACUCUGAGGGCCAAAAAUAAAAAGCUUCAAGAUAAGCUGGCUGAAAAGGACAAGGAGCUGAAGACAAUGAAACUGGACUUAGAAUUGCAAGACAGAGCUACAGAAGCUAAGAUUGCAGAAAAGAUUGCAGCUCUGGUGGAAGAAGUUUAUUCUGCACAACGGGAACGUGAUGAAGCUGUCAUGGCAAGGCUCAGGUUAGCCAAUGAAGAGAGAGAUGAAGCAUUUCUGCGAGUCCAGCGUUUAGAAGAGUCUCUCAAAGAGCUAGAAAAUAUUAACCCUGAAGAAAAUGACAUGACAUUACAGGAAUUACUGAACAGAAUAAACAAUGCAGACACAGGGAUAGAUAUACUGAAGAAUGGAGCUAUAAUUCUGAACCGAAUACACAGAACCAAAGAACGUAAAAAGAAAAUAAUUGCUGAGGAAAUGAAUGCAGUAAUAGAGCAACGGGAUGCUGCUUUAUCUCAAUGCAAACGGCUGGAGCAGGAGCUUCAUCAUCUGAAAGAGCAGAACCAGACUUCAGCAAACAACACGAGACAUAUGACUGCUGAAAACAAUCAAGAACGUGCUCUGAAGGCAGAAUUGAUAGCUUUGCGACAAGAAAAAGAAGCUGCUCUUCAACAGUGCAAAAAGCUGGAAGAAGAAAUCCAGACACUGCGUGUUUAUUACAGCUUAUACAAGUCUUUGUCUGAAGGAAUGAGUCUGAAGAACCAGCCUAACUGUGCUUUCAGUACUUCUGAAGGCAGGCUGCAGGGAGCAGAGGAUGUUGUGACCCUGACUUAUGGCCAGAUUGAAGACCUGGCAGYUCAGCUGCAGCAAACUCGGUCAGAGCAAAAGGACACCGAGUUGAAGCUCCAGAAAGCCCUGGAAGCUUCGCGGGAGGCCAAUGAAAAAGUUCAAAAGUUGGAAAGGCUGGUGGACGUCCUGAGGAAGAAGGUUGGAGCAGGGACCAUUAGGACCRUGAUCUGAUUGAAAGCUGUAGUCUAAGGAAGCUUUCACAUCUGGUGACCAGGCUGCUUCAUUCAGCACUGUGUAAACACUGAAGCCUUAACUUAGCAAACAGUUGUUAGAAGUGGGACACUCCAGCGACAUUCCAAGCCGAGAUAAAAUCAAAUCAUAAAUGUUUAACUACUUUGCUGCUGAGUUCUCUGAUUUGUUGAAAUGUUUCACUGCAAACAUGUAUUUGUUUUUAAGCAGAUGCAUUGUGGCAUUGUGUAUUGUGAAAAAUUAUGUUGAUGCUUAUUUUAACAGUCUGUUCUCUCAGUGCUAGUAGUCUGUAGUCUGCUGCAAGGCACAGCUUGAUCAUUUUUCUAAAUACUGCAGGCUUCAAGUUGAAAAUGCUGCAAAACAGUUUCAGAAUUUAAAUCCCUUACUUCAUUUGUGAGACUGCAAAUAGCCCAGUAUUUACAUGUUAAAUAUAUUAAUUGAUAAAGUAGGUUGGCAUUCAAGAAAUAUCUCUAGAUGGAAUAUUGGGUAUUUUUUCCUCCUUACUCUCAGCCUAUUGAAUUGCAGCUAGUAACUGUGGCUACAUCAAAGGGCAGGAUAAAUGUAUAGCUUUAUAUAACAGUUGAAUAGCUAGUUGAAAUGCUAGUGCAUGGCAUUUUCRGUGUACAUUAAAAAGAAAUUUACAGUUAGGUUACACUGGAAAUACAGUUUAAUAAAUUGCAACAUGAAAGCCUUGUGACAUUGUACAGUAUGUCAGACAGUGCAGAAAGUUUCCUGUGUUGUUUUUAAUCAGKCCUUUGUCCUUUUCUAUGAGGGAAAACCUCUUACAUAUUCAGAAAGUAUCUUGUAAAUUAAAAAUUCACCUUUUCUGUAUUUGCCUUUACUCAUGCCUUUCCUACAGGACUUUUUGCCUGCUUCUUCCAGACCUCUGAUUGCUCUGCAGUGCAGGAGUGACAUCCAGGUUAGUUUUAAGGCCAAACUGCCAAUCCUCUCCUAUUUUUACUCACGAAGCACCCUAAGACUUAACUCAAAGGCUGAAGCAUGGAAUCCUACAGGAAGGGGAGAAACUGAGGGCAGAGGAGGAAAAUGUGGGGUACACAGACAUUAUAGACCUUACAGAUACAGGAGACUUGAACUUAGAGUUGCGUUUGUGACCCAGCCAUCUCCCUGUGUGAGUAGUCAGGUCAGCACUCAUAUAAACCUGCUCAAGAAGGCAGAUGUAAUCUCUGAGCACCCCAAAUUCAGURAAGAAUCUCGGGAGCCAGCUGGGCUUUAGUCUGUUCUCAGGACCAACCAAUGCAGCCAAGGUGGAUGUAACUCCUAAGGCUUCCACUUGCCUUAUUUGCUUUGUGUUUAAUGUUUUUACAUGGUUGUCCCUCUUAACGCUUGCUUGUACAGAUGUUGGAAUAGUGCAGUCUGUCUGGAGAAAAUGAAAUUUUAAUUUUGAGUGCAGAGAGACAUUUUAAUUUCUGGUUUUUUUCUUUCAAACACUUACAUGUUAAACUUCCCUCAUCUGCAGACCUUAGCCCCUCCUAGUUUCAGUUGACCAAACCUAACCUCUUGUAGGGAGAUAAGUAGCAUCCCUCCCAGCCCCAUUUACCCAAGUCACUUCUAGAAACUUCUGAAGUGCCCCUUUUUGACCUUUGGUCAAUCCUAAGAUAGCCAGUGAGUCUGGAGCCUCUCCCCCACAUCUCUUCAGUGGGAAGAAAUUUUAGUGCUUUCAAACCAGAGGAUUGUCACCCCCCAGGUUCCAGCCCCUUCACCAUCUCCCAUGUGCUGCUCGUUGUCCUGSUGUCCUCACUGAGCUUUGUGCACUAAGUGCAUGACAUGAUCUCCUGAGCUGCCAGCGCUGUUGAACCAUUUCUGCUCUAAGGAAGUAGUGAGGAAGGAAUAAAGACAAAAAUGGCAGGACUACCAUACUAUGUUAGACCAACGCCCAAAAUUCAGCAAUAACAAAUAGAAGAUGYUUAGGAAAGGGCAUAAAAUCAGGCCAGCAUUAGUGACCACUAUCCCAUCUGGUGUCCCAGCAAUUUCUAGCUAGAGGUGGUAUCUGUUUUAGCAGCAUUUUUUCAUGACCUGUUUUUUAAUCCAUUUAAAUUUUUAGUAUCUACUCGUUCCUGUCACAAGGUCUUAUGCAGUUAAUGAUGCAUUGAGUGAAGAAAUACUUCCUCUUCCGUUAUGAACCAGCUCUAUUCAUUUGCUAUCACCUAGUUUUUGUAUGAGAGAAACGGUGAGGAACCAUUCCCUAUUCAUACUGUUUCUAUGUCCCUUGUGAUUUUACAUAUUUGGCAUCAUUUCCCUCUGGUUUUCUUUUCCAGAGAGAAUCCCCAGUCUCUAAAUUUUAAAGUUGUGUCACGUUUUUAAUUGGCCUUGUCAUACUAAUCUAGGUUUUUUUCAGCUCUGCAGUGCUUUUACUGAGAUGCAACCAGAUUUGUGCCUAGUGUUCAAAAUACAGACAAAAUGUGACUUUAAUGGUUGUCGUAAUGAUGUUUGUUUUAUUCUCUAUGCUAUUUGUAAUCACUUCUAGCACUGGACUUUCUUUAUGAUAGAUUAUUUAUUGAUAUUCAUAUUUCUAYAGUUAAAAAACAACAGCUAUAGAUCUGCUUCCUCAGUUGUAAUUGUCAGCUUGGAGCUGAUCAUAGAUUGUAUGAAGAGAGAGCUGUUUCCUGAAUAGCUUAGCAUUUAUGGGUGCUGAAUAUCACCUGUUGUUUUAGCAUUGCCUCGUGACCAUGAGCUCUUGUCCCAUCUCUUCUCACAGCUCUUCUUUAAUACUCAGAGUAGCAAAGUAUCAUCAGCAUCUCCAUGCUGAAUGUGCUGAUAUGAAACACUGCCAUUUCCAAAUUAACCCCCUCUUCAAGGUGAUUUCAUAAUUAUAUACAUUAAACAUGGCCUCUGGGACAAAGAUCCCUGUAGGACAUUAUGGCAGCUUUUCCUUCACUGUGAAAAUGAAAUAUUUAUUCUCACACAUUGUUUUAAUUUAACUUUGAACUCCUUAUUUUUCAAUGUAAAGAUCUCUCUCAUUGCUUGGCAGCUUUGAUGAGGAAGUUGUUUGCUGCUUUGAUAAUGCAACUUUACUAAACCAGAGCUUGUUCUCCAUGCAUGAAUGUGCUAAGUUCCUCCUUUUCCUUGGAGUGUCAAGAGCUCCUCACCUUUCCCCACGCAUUUUUGCAUCCAAGUGAAUAAUCUUGUGAAUGCAGACUUUACACAGCCGGACUGUUUGACCUCCAGCCUCUUGUGUCCAUUGGCUUUGUUUGGGAAGGCAGGAUGGGCCAUGCAAAAGCUAUCGAGCAGGCUUGAUGUCAGAUACAUCUGGUUGCAGAUAAUACUUGAUUCGGUAAAAUUAAGUGAGAGAUUUGCUUCAUAAUUUUCCUUUUGACACGUUGUACUUAAGGUGAAAAAGUAGUUCCUGACUCUGUCUUUUGUCUUGCACCAAGCAGCCUGGAAUUCAGUGAUAAUUUAAGUUAGGGUGUUUUGUCAUAAAUGACAAAUGUAGCCACAUAUAUUUGAAUCAUAAUUAAAUCAGAUGUGUUGAUUUUUAAAAUGCAGCUGGAAAUGUUUUUCUUCUUUAGAAAGGACCUUUAGAAAUGCACUGUGUUGAGAGUAGAAAGAUUCAAAACCAGUUGGGUUCUCUCUCAUCCUUGCCAACAACCUGGUGUGUGGUCUUGGCAAAUUCCUUAGUGACUGUCAUUAAAGGUAUGCAGGCCCUGAAGAGGUUCCUGGGCUCCUCCAGGAAGUUUGCCAAAGUAUCUGUGUGGCCAAUGUCAAAGGACUUUCACUUUUUCACCUGCUGAAGUGAGCAGCAAAAGUCACACAGGUCUGGUAAUGGAAACUUUUAAUGCUCUCAGCUGAAUUUCUGGUCCUGUUGAGCCCAAUCUAACCUUUGCCUUUCAGUGUAAUGAGGGCAGGAAUUCUGCUCUGGUGAGUAGAAAUAAGUGCUAAUGCUAAUAUGGGUUAAUAAUGGGCUUAUCAUAUGGUUUAUUCACUGAGAACUGAUUGAUAUCUGUCAGAGCUCUGAAAGUGAAAAGAAGCCUGCUCCCAUGUAGCAGACAAAUGCAAUUGUCACUUCUGUCCUCAUAAUUGUGAGAAAGAUGAGAUYGCAUCUGAUUGUGUACCAGGAACAGCGAUUCAUUUCCCUCCCGACGGAAAAACACUUCAUGGUGAAAGUGGCUUGCCAUAAUUACUGGUCACAUUAGGGUCCCUGCUGUCUUGAAUAGAACAGAGAUACUCAGAAAUGUCCUUCCCUAUGAGAUUUUGUGGCUUUCUCUUGAUGAUUCAGCAGCACGUCAUGCAUUGGGAGCCAUUUCUGGUAUAUGCCAGGGUAAAAUAUGUAAAUAGCAUCAUGUUGGCUCGGGAUAAGAGCAUUAUUAAUGCUUUUCAGCACUGUAAUUAUAUUCCUAGUAAGCCUUCCCUAAGCCCUCGCUAAUUAACAAUAUUGUGACAAAUCAACUUUAACAGAAAAKAACUGUGGACCUUUAGUCUUCUAGUACUAUUUUUCAUGCAGCCCACAGCUGAAAACUGGCGGCAUGACUUUCUGUGCUAGUGUUGGGAAAGCUGCUGAUAUUUGAAAAGUUCAAAGCCAGCUCAGUCUUGUUAGUGGAGUCCCAUAGCUGAAGACUGAUUCCUCUUUAAAUAUAUUCACAACAAAUUAAGAUCCAUUGGUUAAUCAUUAAUGUAAAGGAAUAUUAGAACUGUUUUUAUAAAUAAGCCAUCAUAUUGAAAUGGUUUAGUGGUCAGUAUGUUGUCAUGUGCACAUUUAUUUAUUUCUUUAUUCCAAAUCACCAGCUGUUUUACUAGAUUGACUUUAUCUAUUCUUACCAGGUGGUCAAGAGUUGUAACAUCUUUAAUCCAUAUACACAAUGAACUUACUAUUAAAUGUCAGGAUUUUUCUGUGCCUUUAUUUCCUUCAAUUAGAAUAAGGCUGUUGGUUUUGUUGGGUUUUCUUCUUAUCUUCUACCCCUGAAGAUUUUCCUCCAYGCAAGAAUAAACUGUGAAGCACAUGAAAUCACUGACCGGCGAUCCCAGCAUUGCAUGUGCUGACUCUUAUCGCUGCACCGUUUCACAUCAGGUCUGCAGAACUGGACUUUCUCUGUUUGUUCUUCUCAUGCAUUGGUAAAUAAAAUGUAUUCACAAGUUCAAAAAGACAAAGUAGUGUUCUCGUAUUAGGUCGAUUAUAAGUCAGCUGUUGGGCUUCAGUGUUCUAAACAUUUCAUUCUUCAGUUUUSUUGGGAGCCCACGUGUUCUGGGAGGCUUUUAAACAAAUACUUGAAAUGGUUGAAAGAUUUACAUUGCCAGUGCCUAGCUAAAUAUGUAGUCUUUAGAAAAGACAUGGUUUAUUUUGGCACCAUUUGACAAACUCAAAUAUUUUAAACAUUUGUUAAGUUCUAGCUUGCACAUUUGAACUAAAAGUUUGCAUUCCAAAAUUGCAUCUCAGGUUACCUGUCUCUCUCUCUUUUGUAUUUUAUAAUCCCUUUAUUAAAAUAGUCUGCAAAAGGAGCUGGGUUUGGAGUGUGGGUUUUUUUAUUGUUAAUUGUAAAGUAUUGUCAUUAACAAUCAAUUUUAAGGUAGCAUGUACCUGGUAACUCUGUUCAACUAAAUGUCAGAAAUACAAAGCCAGAAGUG